Humulus lupulus (European hop) is the source of this 1509-nucleotide messenger RNA. RefSeq lists its product as uncharacterized. Lineage: Eukaryota; Viridiplantae; Streptophyta; Magnoliopsida; Rosales; Cannabaceae. The coding region runs from base 1 to 1509 and encodes 502 amino acids. The record is from RefSeq and is a predicted model, not a curated record. The transcript has a single exon.
AUGCGACGUCAAGGACCAGCUGUAAGAGUGCCUGUUGAUCCUGAGAUAGAGAAGACUUGCCGGCAGAACAGAAGAAACAAAAGGUUGGAAAGAGUUGUACACAGGAUUGAGCAAGAGGAAGUUAUGGCCAACUACAGUAAUAAUGGGGGUGCCAUAGAAGACCCAGCUAAUGGUCAGAAUCCACCCGACCGUAGCUUGAGGGACUAUGUGUUGCCAACAAUGAUAGGGGUCCAGUCUUGUAUAAGACCACCCACCGUAGAUGCAAAAAAUUUCGAAAUAAAGCCAGCCAUACUUCAGAUGGUUCAAUCCACAGUCCAAUUUGGGGGACUACCCACUGAAGACCCAAACAUGCAUCUCUCUAACUUCAUGGAGCUCUGUCAGACAUUUAAUAUGAAUGGAGUUAGUGAUGAUGCUAUCAGACUUAGAUUGUUCCCAUUUUCUCUGAGGGAGCGAGCUGAGAGUUGGUUGGUAUCUUUGCCACCUAACUCAAUCAAUACAUGGAAUGAUCUAGCACUGAAGCUCCUCUCCAAGUUUUUCCCUCCAGCUAAAGCAGCUAAGUUGAGAGGAGAGAUCAAUAAUUUUUCUCAGUUGGAUAAUGAGUCUCUUUAUGAAGCUUGGGAGAGAUUCAAAGAAUCGAUAAGAAAGUGCCCGCAUCACAGAAUAGAGAAAUGGAUGCUAGUCCAUAAUUUUUAUAAUGGGUUGUGUGGUACUACUCGCACACUCAUUGAUGCAGCAGCUGGUGGUGCGUUUAUGAGAAAAAGCGCCAAUGAGGCUUAUGACUUGUUGGAAGAAAUGGCCAUGAAUAAUCAGCAGUGGCCAAGUGAAAGAAGCUCUUCAAGGAAAGUGGCCGGUAUGUAUGAAGUGGAUGCAAUUUCAAAAUUGACCGUUCAAGUUGAGGCCUUGACUAAGCAAUUGCAAGGCAAUGUAAUAACAGCUCCAGUGCAACAGGCCCAAACUCUGUGUGAAUUAUGUGGGGGCCCUCAUGCCUAUGAACAGUGUCAGUAUGCUGAUGUAAACAACAUGCCUAUGGAGCAAGCUCAGGCUAUUGGGAAUUUUCCUCGACAGAGCAACAAUAACCCUUACUCCAAUUCCUUUAAUCAAGGGUGGAGGAAUCAUCCCAACUUUUCUUGGAAGAAUGAUCAGCAAGGCCAAUCGUCAAACCAACAACAGUCAUUCCAACAACAGCCACAGGGGUUCUUUCAGCCGAGAUUUAGGCAGCAACAACAACCCCAACCGCCCACUCAUCAUCAGCAACAACAAAAUUCUGGUGGAAAUUCUAAUGCUCAGUUAGAUGUGUUAAACCAAUUCAUGGCUGAAACUCGGUCUUCUAUUAGAAAUUUGGAGAUCCAAAUGGGACAAUUGGCUACUCUCAUGGCUAAUCGUGCCCAAGGUAACUUGCCUAGCACCACUGAAGUCAAUCCGAAAGAGAAUUGCAAGGCAAUCAUGUUAAGAAGUGGGAAGAAUUAUGAGGGACCAAGCGAGAAGCAGCCAGUUGAAGAAGUAGGUUAG